Xylaria bambusicola is the source of this 1335-nucleotide messenger RNA. Its product is annotated as MFS general substrate transporter. The transcript is spliced from 2 exons. Lineage: Eukaryota; Fungi; Ascomycota; Sordariomycetes; Xylariales; Xylariaceae. Gene Ontology annotation, biological process: transmembrane transport. Gene Ontology annotation, cellular component: fungal-type vacuole membrane. The coding region runs from base 1 to 1335 and encodes 444 amino acids. Gene Ontology annotation, molecular function: transmembrane transporter activity. The record is from RefSeq and is a predicted model, not a curated record.
AUGGCGUCCCGAAUCACACACAACAAUGGUGUUCUAAGAACAGAGCGCGAGGUUCGCGAUGAAGAACAACAGCCUCUGCUUCCCCCGUCGACGGCGCAAGCCUCAACAGCGCCGAAACCUCCGCCAAAUGGAGGCCUUGAAGCCUGGCUAACCGUCCUUGCGGGUUUCUUCAUUUUCAUGAACUCUUGGGGCCUUUCAAGUACCUUUGGCGUCUUCAUAGAACAUUAUCGAACGCAGCUAUUGCCAAACACAUCGUCUUCGACCCUAGCAUGGAUUGGCAGCGUGCAGUCGACAUUCGUCACUAUCGUAGGACUUGUGACGGGACCAUUGACAGAUCGUGGCUAUCUGCGACCCGUCAUGUUAGUGGGCCAUUUCAUGGUCAUUUUCGGCAUGUUCAUGCUUUCUGAGUCGACGCACUAUCAUCAAGUGCUGCUGGCCCAAGGGUUCUGCGUCGGGCUAGGCGCAGGGGCGAUCAAUAUCCCCGCCUUUGCCAUCAUCUCGUCCAAGUUCACGACGAGGCGACCGAUAGCUCUAGGCUGCGCUUCAACAGGUGCCAGUAUUGGCGGCAUCAUCUUCCCGCUCAUGUUCCGACGACUGGCACCUCAGAUCGGCUUCGGUUGGGCAGUACGCAGCAUCGCGUUGGUUAAUCUGGCCGUCUCCGUCCCCACGCUCCUCAUCUUAUGUCGCAAGCCAGGUGUGCCGUCUCAGAAGGCGAAGAUGAUCGUCGACGUUCGAGGCUUCCUCGAGCCGGUCUUCGGCACCUUCGUCGUGGCCCUUUUCUUCCAAUUCCUAGCCUAUUACAUCCCUCUCUUUUACCUCACCACCUACGCGGCCGUCAAGUUAGGCACGGGGAAGGACUUCGCCUUUGACCUCCUGGCCAUCAGCAAUGCUGCCUCAUUUCUUGGUCGCACUGUGCCCUAUCUUCUCGGCACUCGUGUCACGCCCAUCCAGACGCUCAUUUUCUGGGAGAUGGUUGGGGUCGCGGUGCUUUUUGGGUGGAUGGCCGUCACUACGGUGACCGGCAUGGUACUAUGGACCAUAGCGUGGGGUUUCCUCUCUGGUGUUCUUGUCACCGCGCCCGCCGCGAGCACCGCGCAUCCGACUCUAAGUCCUAGUCUGGACGUCAUUGGUGCCCGUCUUGGCAUGAGCUGGUCCACGGCUGCGGUGGGUGUGCUCAUCGGCGCCCCCAUUGCCGGCGCGUUGGCAGAUAUCGCCAAAGCCGACUUUGUGCGUGCUCAGGUCUUUGCCGGGAGCGCUAUGGCGAUUGCAGUGGUGCUCAUGGCGGUGCCUUUGAUGGCCGCGCAUCGCUUCAACAAGCAGAAGAUAACUAGUUAG